AUGUUUGCUAGUACCGACAUUGGCUCCUCUCAUGGAGAGGCAAGAGUUGAUACAGGUAAAAGAGAUGCGUCAGUGCCGAAUAAGAGUUCAUGGGGGAAAAUCAGGCCCAGCAUAAGGAAGCAAGAUUACAUCGAGUACGAUUUUGCCACCAUGCAAAACUUGAACGGUGGUUAUAUCAACCCUAAGGACAAGCUUCCGAAUCCUGGUUUUGCUGAUGAUCAAGAGAUGGAAUCUGAAUUUGGGUCUAAAAAGCAAAAAACCCUGGAGGACUGGAAAAGAGAACAACUAGAACGUAAAAUGGUGUACGAAAACGCUCCACCUCCAGAACAUAUUUCAAAAGCGCCGAAAUGUGUUGAAUGUCAUAUUAAUAUUGAGAUGGAUCCUAUACUACAUGACAUCUUCAAGCUACAAGUCUGUAAGCAGUGUGCUAAAGAGUGUCCAGAAAAAUAUGCACUGCUAACGAAAACGGAAUGUAAGGAAGACUAUUUUCUAACAGACCCUGAACUGAAUGAUGAAGAUCUUUUCCAUAGACUUGAGAAGCCGAACCCUCAUUCGGGUACGUUUGCAAGAAUGCAAUUAUUUGUUAGAUGUGAAGUGGAGGCCUUUGCAUUCAAGAAGUGGGAUGGGGAAGAAGGCUUAGAUAAAGAAUGGCAGCGUCGUGAAGAAGGAAAAGCCCAGAGAAGGGAGAAAAAGUACGAAAAGAAAAUCAAGGAAAUGCGACUGAAAACAAGGGCUCAAGAAUAUACCAAUAGGUUAAGAGAGAAGAAGCAUGGGAAAGCCCACAUUCAUCAUUUUAGUGCCCCGAUUGAUGGAGGAAUUGAUGAAGAUGGUUAUCAAAUUCAAAGACGAAGAUGCACGGAUUGCGGGCUAGAAACCGAAGAAAUUGACAUUUAA
Saccharomyces mikatae IFO 1815 is the source of this 894-nucleotide messenger RNA. RefSeq names its product DNA repair protein RAD14 (gene RAD14). Gene Ontology annotation, cellular component: nucleotide-excision repair factor 1 complex. Gene Ontology annotation, biological process: UV-damage excision repair; nucleotide-excision repair involved in interstrand cross-link repair; nucleotide-excision repair, DNA damage recognition. Bases 1 to 894 code for a protein of 297 amino acids. The record is from RefSeq and is a predicted model, not a curated record. Gene Ontology annotation, molecular function: damaged DNA binding. Lineage: Eukaryota; Fungi; Ascomycota; Saccharomycetes; Saccharomycetales; Saccharomycetaceae. The transcript has a single exon.